Molecule: messenger RNA, 1996 nt
Organism: Cornus florida
Lineage: Eukaryota; Viridiplantae; Streptophyta; Magnoliopsida; Cornales; Cornaceae
Product: scarecrow-like protein 23
Exons: 1
Coding region: 332-1675 (447 amino acids)
Biological process (GO): bundle sheath cell fate specification; regulation of DNA-templated transcription; leaf development
Cellular component (GO): nucleus
Molecular function (GO): sequence-specific DNA binding; DNA-binding transcription factor activity
Source: RefSeq, a predicted model, not a curated record
AGAAUAUUAAUACCUAAUCAGACCUUAAUUAAACUACAACAUUUGCUUCCAUAAACACUCAGCACAACAGACAGACUUGACGACGGACAAACGGAGAAACUAACGUCGAUAAUACCACCAAAAAGCUAUUGACCUUUCUCAUCCUUCCCCUCUCUCUCCCUCUCUCUCUACUUUCUCUCUCAUCACUGACAGUUCGAAUUCCCCUCUCUCUGCAACUCUCUGCAGAAACUUUCUUGUCCGUUCUCGAAGGUUUGGCAAUUUUCACUCAAAAGUUUCUCUAAAGGGCUUACCCUUCUUGAUUCUCUCCAUUUCAUCUCUCUAUCCACCGAUUAUGCUUCAAAGUCUAGUUCCUCAAUCUCCAAUUGGCUCAAACCCUAGCCCCAGCUCGUCCAACUCGGCCAUGAGAGCUAAACGCACCAUAGACCGUGCCGGUGGCGGCGGCGAAUCCUCCGGAGAGCACGACGACGACGCGUCGCGGAAGCGGCGAAACUUUUCCGGGGAGGCCACGGUUUCAGGCGAGAAAACGGCGGUCGAGCAUGAAGAAGCAGUCAUCGACGGCGAGUCCACCGGGUUACGACUUCUAGGGCUGUUGCUACAAUGCGCCGAGUUCGUGGCCAUGGACAACCUUGACGACGCGACCGAUCUUUUGCCGGAGAUCUCCGAGCUCUCAUCGCCGUUCGGGUCUUCACCGGAACGAGUAGCGGCGUACUUCGCCGAAGCACUGCAGGCUCGGAUCAUCAGCUCGUGCCUCGGCACGUAUUCGCCUCUCAACAUCAAAUCCCUAACCCUAUGUCACAUCCAGAAGAUCUGCAACGCCCUGCAAUCCUACAAUUCGAUCAGUCCGUCCAUCAAGUUCUCUCACUUCACUGCCAACCAAGCGAUAUUCCAAGCACUGGACGGCGAGGAUCGAGUCCACGUCAUCGAUCUCGACAUAAUGCAAGGCCUUCAAUGGCCAGGAUUGUUCCACAUCCUGGCCUCCCGAUCGAAAAAGAUCCGAUCCAUGCGAAUCACUGGCGUCGGAUCCUCAAUCGAACUCCUGGAAGCGACCGGCCGGCGACUCGCGGAUUUCGCGAGUUCACUCGGUCUACCCUUCGAGUUCCAUCCUUUAGAAGGCAAGGUUGGGAACAUAACUGAUCUGAGUCAACUGGGAGUAAGAAUUGGCGAAACAACGGUGGUCCACUGGAUGCACCAUUGCCUAUACGACAUAACGGGGAGUGAUUUAGGGACGUUGAGAUUGUUGACUUCUUUGAGGCCCAAACUGAUCACGAUCGUCGAACAAGAUUUGAGCCACGGAGGUAGCUUUCUGGCGAGGUUUGUGGAGGCACUGCAUUAUUACUCGGCGUUGUUUGAUGCUUUGGGUGAUGGGUUGGGUGAGGACAGCAUCGAACGGCAUCAAGUGGAGCAGCAGUUGUUUGGGUGCGAGAUCAGGAACAUCGUGGCCGUUGGUGGGCCCAAGAGAACCGGUGAGGUCAAAGUGGAGAGAUGGGGGGAUGAGCUGAGGAGGAUUGGGUUCCGACCCGUUUCUCUGGCGGGUAACCCGGCCGCACAGGCCAGUUUGUUGCUUGGCAUGUUCCCAUGGAAAGGAUACACUUUGGUGGAAGAGAAUGGGUGUUUGAAGUUGGGAUGGAAAGAUCUGUCUUUGUUGACAGCAUCCGCUUGGCAGCCGUCGGAUUAGAUUACCAGAGGCGAGGAGAGGAGGAGGAUAUCGGGAUUGAGGUCAAUCAUAAAUCGAAAGGACAUGUGUUUGUCACCAAGUACUAUUUAUUGAUAAGUAGAGGAAGGUUUUGUCUCUGAUUUGGUACAGUUUAAGAGUUCUGGUGAUUGAAGCAUUAAGUGAAGAGCUGUCUUGUUCACUUUGUUGUAAUUCUUUGAAAGGAAGAAAAACAUGUAUUCGUUUAUGUUGGAGUGGACCGCUAUUUUUUCUAGAAAAUUGAACCUAAAUAAAUAAAGAAAUAGAUUGAUUCUUUAUGGGAUCCAUUCCUAGUGAUUUUAAAAA